UAAUCGUCCAUCAUUUGAAGAAACAUAACAGAAUGAAGGAGGUUUAGUUUAAGACCAACUCACCUCCACAAUGCAAAAUCCAACAGUGAUUUUUCUCAGUACCAGCAUCAGAUCAAUGGCAUCUUCAUCCUCCUCUUCUCACUCAGUUCCUGCCUCUAUUUCUCAAUCAUGGAAUUAUGACGUAUUUCUGAGUUUUAGAGGAGAAGACACUCGCAAGGGCUUUGUGGAUCACCUCUACACGGCUCUUCAACAUAAAGGAAUAUACACGUACAAGGAUGACGAAACACUUGCCCGGGGCGAGUCAAUCGGUCCAACCCUAUUGAAGGCUAUCGAAGAAUCACGGAUCGCUGUUGUUGUAUUCUCUAAAAACUAUGCUGAUUCAUCUUGGUGCUUGGCUGAGCUUGCACAGAUUAUAGAGUGCGUGGACAAAAGAGGGCAGAUCUUGAUGCCCAUAUUUUAUUACGUAGAUCCCUCUGAUGUGAGAAAACUUAAGAGGAAAUAUGAAGAAGCAUUUUCCAAACAUGAGAAAGAAAAUAAGGAAAAAGUUGAAUCAUGGAGAAAAGCGCUGGAAAAGGCUGGCAGCAUCUCUGGAUGGACCAUCAAUGACACUAUAAACUCCCAUGAAGCAAAAUGCAUCAGGGACAUUGUUGGUACAAUUUCUUCUAGGCUUUCUUCACUAAAUACAAAUGAUAAUAAAGACCUGAUCGGAAUAGAGACCCGCUUACAAGAUCUGAAAACAAAAUUGGAAACUGGGUCUGGUGGUGUGCGCAUGGUUGGAAUAUGGGGAGUUGGGGGUGGUGGUAAGACUACUCUCGCAUCUGCUGUUUAUAUGGAAAUUUCUCACCAAUUUGAAGCUUGUUGUCUUCUUGAAAAUAUUCGUGAAGAAUCAAGCAAGCAUGGGUUGACAAAGUUGCAAGAAAAAUUUCUAUCACUUGUUUUGAAAACAAAAGACGUUGUGGUAGGGAGUGAGAUAGAAGGAAGAAGAAUGAUACAGAGAAAGCUAUGUCACAAAAGGGUUUUAGUUGUUCUCGAUGAUGUUGAUAAUCUUGAGCAACUUGAGGCGUUAGCUGGAUCCCAUGAUUGGUUUGGUGAGGGGAGCCGGAUAAUAAUCACUACCAGAGAUAAGCAUAUGCUAUCCUCCAGGGCUCACACAAAUAUUUAUGAAGUGAGUUUGUUACUACAUUAUGAGGCAAUCAAGCUCUUCAAUAGACACGCUUGUCAUAAAGAUAAACAUGAUGAAGAGUAUGAGAUGCUUGCAAAAGAGGUAAUUUCUUAUGCAGGUGGGCUCCCAUUAGCACUUAAAGUUAUAGGUUCUUUUCUAUAUGACAAAGACAAGGAUGAGUGGAAGAGUACCUUGGCCAAGUUAAAAAGCAUCCCAGAAGAUAAGGUCAUGGAGAGACUCAAAAUAAGUUAUGAUGGACUUGAACCCUACCAGAAAGACUUAUUCUUAGAUAUUGCAUGUUUCAUGAGGAGUUGGUACUCAUGGAUGAUGGAUGAUGCAAUGAAGGUGCUUGAUGCUUGUAAUUUGCACCCUGUUAUAGGGUUAAAGGUGUUGGAACAAAAAUCCCUCAUAAAAGUUUCAAAAGAAGGAUUUGAAAUGCAUGACUUGAUAGAAGAAAUGGCCCACUACAUUGUUAGACGGGAACACCCUAAUAAUCCUGAAAAGCAUAGCAGGAUUUGGAAUAGGGAAGAUUUGGAAGAGCUUUGUGCUAUGGGAGCAGCUGCACCAUCAAUGGAAAAUGAAGUAUUUACUAAGUUGCCAUCUUUUAGCCAUCCAGAUCAAGGUCUAUGUGAUGUUGUUGCAAACAUGAAGAACCUUCGAUGGAUAUUGUGGAAUGAGCAUCCGGCAUCUUCAUUCCCAACAAAUUUUUAGCCAACAAAGCUUCGUUGUCUAAUGUUGAGAUAUAGCGAGCAAAAAGAACUCUGGGAAGGGUGUAAGGUAGGUAAAUAUUGUAGUUUCACAAACCAUAUGCAACUGUGAAAUGAAUCAUAAAAUGAGUUAAUUGCAUUUA
Helianthus annuus (common sunflower) is the source of this 2012-nucleotide messenger RNA. RefSeq names its product TMV resistance protein N. The record is from RefSeq and is a predicted model, not a curated record. NCBI's taxonomy places the organism in Eukaryota, Viridiplantae, Streptophyta, Magnoliopsida, Asterales, Asteraceae. Gene Ontology annotation, biological process: signal transduction; defense response. The transcript is spliced from 5 exons. The coding region runs from base 71 to 1873 and encodes 600 amino acids. Gene Ontology annotation, molecular function: ADP binding.